AUGGAAUCCUUGAACCUCCAGGCGAAGUCAUCAUCAAUUAGAAAGCUUACCUGCCCAUUCUUGGAACUCGAGCAAUGGCGGUUUCUUCAAGUCACGCUACUGGGCUCUAGUAGUGGUUUGGUAUGUGCAAGUCUCGAUCCUCAUAAAAACUUCAUCUUAUGGAAUCCGUCAACCACUGUCUUCAGGAAAUUACCCGACCCAGAUUUUGGUGGUUAUUUUUCAGAGGAAGAAGCAGAAGAAGUUGAGUUUAGUGUUUAUCACUACGGCUUUUGUUGUGUGUCGGCUACUGACGACUAUAAACUUUUGAUAGGGUUUCGGAUUAACUCUGAAUUCGAGGAGCUCUUAAUAUUCUCAUGGAAGAAUCAAAUUUGGAGAGCCAUUUCCGGUGCCCCAAAGUGGAUCAACCGCAUAACCCAAAGUCAGGGGGCUCUUUCAAAUGAAAAACUUCACUGGCUCUUCGAUCACAAUAAUGGGUUCUAUGAAUCACAUGAGGAGGAAGAUUGUGUCCUUACUUUUGAUCUGGAAAAUGAGGAGUUUGGAAAACUUUCGCUGCCUGAUUUUGAUGAUAAUGAUGAUCAUCUAGAGUAUGCUAAUCUUUUGCGGGUCUCCUGUUAA
This is a messenger RNA of Rosa rugosa (rugosa rose), 615 nucleotides long. Its product is annotated as F-box/kelch-repeat protein At3g23880-like. Lineage: Eukaryota; Viridiplantae; Streptophyta; Magnoliopsida; Rosales; Rosaceae. The transcript has a single exon. The record is from RefSeq and is a predicted model, not a curated record. The coding region runs from base 1 to 615 and encodes 204 amino acids.